GGGCUUACCUGGUUAUGUUUGGCAAAGGUAAAUCUUGAUGAUGUAAUAAGAAAACAAUGAACCUUGUCCAGUCAGGUGAGGAGGAUUAGGAGGAAGAAGAAGGGGAAGAUCACUGAAGCACCACCUCUGUCAGUGUCUGUGUGUCACUCUCUGCUGGGAACCGUCCACCAGUGUUACCGAAGCUCGGUGCAGGAGGAUCGACAGCAGACAUCUUUAAGAAAUGAUAGAGUCCUGAACUCCAGCAGCUGAGUGUGCAGACGAGGGACACCAGUCAUCACCUGAAUGUUCCAGAUAUUUUCACGUGAACAUGAUCCCUGAGCUGGUGGGAUGGAGGAAGCGUACAGUGAACUCUACCAGCAGUUUCUGCGCCUGAGGUCUCUUUGUCUGAGACAAGCAGCUCUGUUGCAUCAACUCACAACAGCCCUGCAGAAGCAGCAAGGCGCCGCUGUUCCUAAUGCAGAGUUAAAUGACAUGAUGUCCAUCACUGUCCAGUCCAGCCAAGCAAUCCCUGUGUUGUUCCAUGAAAAGCCUCAACCGCUGACAGUAGCACCACAGUGUUGCAUCUCCAGAAAUGUGGACCCUUAUUCUUAUCUCCUUGCCGAAGAUAUGUCCAAGCUCUGCAUGGAUUUUCCUCUGCGGACAGAGGAGGAUGGGAAGUUGGAGCCGAAGGCUGCACCUCUGUUAAACCUGAACUCCUCCAGGUGGCAGGGAGCCUUUUCCAGUGAAUCAAAAAAUCCAGGGCAGCCAGACCAUCCUCGAAGAGACAGGACUGUGCACACAUCGAGGAUGCCUGCGUCAGACAGUCAGUCCCAUUUCAUGGACUUCCUGAGCCAGCCUGGUGGGUUACUGAUGUCAGACAUAGCGCUGCAGUCACAAGUAUGCGACUUCUGCCAGGCGGUUUUCCCCGGAAACACAACCACCAAAGGAGAGUUCAUACGACAUCUUCACACCCACAUCUCCUAGACGGCGCGGACCAAACUUCUCAUGAGUGAUUUGUUUGCAUGAUGUAGUGGAGUCUGAGUUAACCUGAUCCCUGGAAGCAACAUUGAAAUUAGCAGUUUGCCUGUGGAUGAACUGGGCAGAUUCUUGAGGGUGUAAAAUGAAGGGAUGAAAUAGAUUCCCUGUGCUUCCAUCUAUGUUCAGUGAGGAUGUAUUGCAUUUUAAAAGGCUUAGUUAACCUAAAUAAUAAAAAACGUUAAAUC
This is a messenger RNA of Paralichthys olivaceus (Japanese flounder), 1202 nucleotides long. RefSeq lists its product as uncharacterized. Lineage: Eukaryota; Metazoa; Chordata; Actinopteri; Pleuronectiformes; Paralichthyidae. The record is from RefSeq and is a predicted model, not a curated record.